AUGUCAGCAAAUCCUGGCAAAACGAAAUGUAUAACGUUCAGUAGAAAAAAGAACAACUUGGAAACCGACUAUUUCCUUGACGGGAACAGGGUGGAAAGGUGUGACACCAUCAAGGAACUGGGCGUUCAGAUUGAUGCCUCGUUUGAUUUUGGACCGCACAUAAGCCAUAUAUGUGCCAGGGCGUCACGCAUGCUGGGACUGAUCUCUAGGACGUCAAGACAUGGGUUGAGUGCCAACUCCUCAAUGAUCCUGUUCAAGGCCUUAGUUCGCCAGCUGCUUGAGUACGCCUCUGUGGUCUGGUUACCCUACCUCCUCGGCCAAAUCAAUCAUCUUGAAUCAGUACAGAGACGCUUCGUGAGACAUCUUGGUUGCCGCGCUGGGUUCAAUUUCAUGGACGUCCCAGUCGAGGAAAUAUCUGCAGCUUAUGGUCUCCAAAGCUUGGAGUGUAGAAGAAGAGUUGCUGAUGUUGCCUUCCUCUUCAAGCUGCUUAACAACCAGAUCAGCUGCCCUUUUCUGCUCGUGACGAUCAACUUGCACGUUCCCAGAAGUACCAGGCAUCAACGCUUGUUUGAGCUAGACCAUGCGUCGACCAGCUAUCUACGCUUCUGCCCCAUACCACGUCUGAUGCGCUCCGGGAACGAGAUCUGUUCGUCGGUCGACCUUUUCGCUUCCAGUUUGGAGGCUGUUAGGCGAGUGGCAGCAGAGGAACGUGACGCUCUAUAA
Messenger RNA from Macrosteles quadrilineatus (aster leafhopper), 723 nucleotides. RefSeq lists its product as uncharacterized. NCBI's taxonomy places the organism in Eukaryota, Metazoa, Arthropoda, Insecta, Hemiptera, Cicadellidae. Bases 1 to 723 code for a protein of 240 amino acids. The record is from RefSeq and is a predicted model, not a curated record. The transcript has a single exon.